Molecule: messenger RNA, 1983 nt
Organism: Salvia miltiorrhiza (redroot sage)
Lineage: Eukaryota; Viridiplantae; Streptophyta; Magnoliopsida; Lamiales; Lamiaceae
Product: ATP-dependent 6-phosphofructokinase 2
Exons: 2
Coding region: 296-1681 (461 amino acids)
Biological process (GO): fructose 6-phosphate metabolic process; glycolytic process
Cellular component (GO): cytoplasm
Molecular function (GO): ATP binding; 6-phosphofructokinase activity
Source: RefSeq, a predicted model, not a curated record
AACCAAAUUCAGUGAAUCAAGUACUCUCAUUCAAACGUGUCUUUCUACUCUCUAGGUUCGUGUCUUUUAAAGUCCUAGCUAAUCCAUGAGUCAUCUUAUAUUUUACAUUUUUAAUUGAUGUAAUUUUAUAAUCACCCAAGUAGUAUAACUCUAUAUGGCAUUUUGUAAAGCAAAAUAUCAAUCUUUCUCUAGAAGCCUUAACGUAACACCCACGCGUCAACCUAACAGCCUUCCACGUUGCACAAAUCCACACGUAUUUAAGCAUCCAUUGAAGCAGAAACAGGGAAAAUGAGCCAUGGCCUCCGACGGAGAGCGCCGUGAAGAUGAACUGAGAAUCCCAAAUAUGAAGCUACAGCGCGUGCCGCACCUGACGGACACCCUCCCCUCCCUCCUCGCCCACCCGAACCCGCUCGACAGCAACCCAUUCUUCCACCCCUCCUCCGAGUUCUACAUCACCCCCUCCGACGUCAUCCUCCGCCACAUCCUCCAUGACGUCUCCCACCGUUCCCCCGCCCCCGGGCCCCACCUGGCUUACCACCGUGCCGGCCCCAGGAAGACCAUCUUCUUCGACCCCGGGCACGUGCGGGCGGCUAUAGUCACGUGUGGGGGUCUCUGCCCCGGGAUGAACACCGUCAUCAGGGAGCUGGUGGUAGGCCUCUGGGAGCUCUACGGCGUGCGCCACAUCUUCGGCGUGGCGGCGGGCUACCGGGGAUUUUAUUCCACUGAGCCGCUGCCCUUGAACCCUAAGAUGGUCCAUGACUGGCACAGGAAGGGCGGCACCGCCCUCGAGACUUCAAGGGGCGGCUUCCACCUCGAUCGAAUCGUCGAUGCCAUUCAUGAUCGCGGCUUCAACCAGGUAUAUAUCAUCGGCGGCGACGGCACGAUGCGCGGCAUGGUGGAGAUAUUCAACGAGAUAAAGCGGCGGAAACUGAACAUCGCGGUCGCCGGAAUUCCGAAGACGGUGGACAACGACGUAGGCAUAAUAGACCGAUCGUUCGGAUUCCAAACCGCGGUGGAGAUGGCUCAGCAAGCGAUCAGCGCGGCUCACACGGAGGCGGAGAGCGCGGUGAACGGCGUGGGGUUGGUGAAGCUGAUGGGGCGCAGCACCGGCCACAUCGCCCUCCACGCCACCCUCAGCAGCCGUGACGUGGACUGCUGCCUCAUCCCGGAGAUGGACUUCUUCCUGGAAGGCAGAGGCGGGCUGCUAGAGUUCCUGGGCGGGCGCCUCAAAGACAACGGGCACGCGGUGGUGGUGGUGGCGGAGGGAGCCGGGCAGGACGUGAUACCGAAGGGCCAGGAAUCUCAUGUUGAAGAGAGGGAUGAGUCGGGGAAUCCGGUGUUCUUGGACGUGGGAGGGUGGUUGAAGUCGGAGCUCAAGAAGUGGUGGGCGAGGGAUCAUCCCAAUGAGCUCUUCACGGUCAAAUCUAUUGAUCCCACCUACAUGAUCAGAGCUGUGCCGCCCAAUGCGACGGAUAAUCUGUAUUGUACGUUGUUGGCGCACUCGGCCAUCCACGGUGCCAUGGCCGGCUACACUGGCUUUGUCUGCGGCCCCAUCAAUGGGAACUACGCCUACAUUCCGGUGGAGGAGGUGGCGGCGGCCAAGAAUCCGGUGGACACGAGGGAUCACAAGUGGGCGUGGGUUCGAUCUCUCACUAAUCAGCCUGAUUUUCAGAGGAGGUGAAAUUACAGUAGAUUAAUUAAUAAGAUUGACAAAAUAGUGUGUUGGUGAGGUGGUGGGAGAAAAGAAUAGUAAAAAUGUAGCUUUGUGCAUAGAAAUUGUGAAAAACAGAGCAGUCUUUUCAUCGGUUCACAAAAGAUGCGGGUGGCAUGUGAUUUGGGAAUAUAUGCGAUUUGGCUGCCGACAUAAGCUUCGUUCUUACGUUGCAAUGUGUUUGCUUAUUUUACCGACUUAUUCAAAUUUUGCAUCUCUGUGUCUUGUAUAAUUCUGAUUUCAUAUACCUAUUAAAUUGUAUUAGUAGUCAU